Lutzomyia longipalpis is the source of this 18870-nucleotide messenger RNA. RefSeq names its product microtubule-associated protein futsch (gene futsch). The record is from RefSeq and is a predicted model, not a curated record. The transcript is spliced from 7 exons. Gene Ontology annotation, cellular component: neuronal cell body; microtubule associated complex; cytosol. The coding region runs from base 1762 to 12990 and encodes 3742 amino acids. NCBI's taxonomy places the organism in Eukaryota, Metazoa, Arthropoda, Insecta, Diptera, Psychodidae. Gene Ontology annotation, molecular function: microtubule binding; actin binding. Gene Ontology annotation, biological process: axonogenesis; microtubule cytoskeleton organization; dendrite development.
CCUUUUGGGGGAAAUUCAGUCAAGAGAUGGCGUCUGGGGUCCUGCGGAUGUCUGGCGCCUGCGUUGCAAUCCGUCACACCACCACUCCACGGAGGGCCUGUUCGAUAGAGACAGUCAUUGUGAAUUUUAACCAAAAGAGUGUGGAGAGAUUUCUCCUCAUCUCCAUGACCCACACGAUACGAUUCCCCCUUUGCGUGUGAGCGAGAUGCAGAGAACCGGCACGAUGGCUCCCCCGGCGUCCCACCCAAUCCUCACCCAUGAGCCAGCUAUUGAUUCCACAACGCUCUUGUCUCGCAACCAUCUGAUCCAGCGGCAAUUCAGUGGGGAGGGUGCCAGCUGGUUCACUGACGUCGCCACAUCGCACGCGCACAAGCUCCCCCAUCCAGCGCCAUGCCAUUCCCCAGGCUUUCCUACAUGGAGGAGAAAUGUCUCGACGGGUGCCCCCCACCAGAGUGGUGUUGCCUCAAUGCGGGGUGCACUGCUCAAUUGCAAGACUCUGCUGGAAUUGAAAUUGACUUGGCUCUCAGACACCGUGAUCGCCGGUCGCUUCUCGACACCUCAAGAAAGAAAAACCGUCUUGAUACAUUUUCAAAAAAAAAAGAAAAUUUAACCAAGUGAAAGCACAUUUAGUAAGAAAAAAAACGAAAGGAAUCUUAAGAAGAAAAGCGGGCAGAAGGUAGACCAGGGAGCCCCCUAAAGGCCAUUUGACGCUCUCUCUGGACGAGCGAAAAGCGCGGAGGCUAAAGAAAAUCCGUGGGGACCCCAAAGUGACUGUGAAAAGUUUUAAUAUUCACCCAAGAAAAGUUUAAAGAAGAUUUUUUUCGGUGUGAUUUUUUCCAACAGUGUGGAAAGCCCUUUUCUUUGUGUCUUGUGCGUGACGGUAUAGAGAAAGAAAAAAAUCCCCCAAAAACUGCACCCCCCCAAUUUUGGCAACGGAGAAGAAAAAUUCUCUGUGGACAAUGAAUUGAAAAUCUCGGACAAAUUGCCGAAAAUUUGUGCUCAUAUCGCUGAACAAUCUGUCCCAAUCGGAGGGAAAUUAAAGAGAGAGGAAAACCCGAAGCCAAGAAGAAAAAAACACAAGUUUUCCCGGAAAGAGGUUUUUUUUUUGGGAGACAAAGCACAGAGAUAGGUUGAGGAAAAAGCUCCACACAUACAUAGGUGGAUGUGGGGAGUGCGAAAAGCUCAGUGUGAGUGAGAGAGCGUAGACGAAUUUUGCUGGAGAGUAGGACAACACGAGUGGGGCUUUUGAGGGCAAAGUUGAACUUUUCUUCGGGUGCGGCCAUUACAGUGCAGACAGUCGUGUGAAAAGUGCCGAACGGAAAAUUUUCAUCCAUCCACACAGCUGCCCAUCAGACGGCAAAGUCAAGUUAAUCUCUCUCUCCCUUUGGAGCACCCCCGUCUUUGUGCUAUAUAUUCCUCAUUUAAAAAAAAGCAAAAAGAAAAGACUGCAAAACACCGCCCUUUGUGGAUUUUUAUUUUUGGGAGAGCCCAAAAGGAUUUUCCAAUAAGAAAGGAAGGAAGAAAGAAGAAAAAUCAUUUCUCACAUAUAUAGCGCUGAAAGCUCCCGAGGGAGUAGACCUACAUAGGGGUGGUUAAGAGAACUUGACUGAGAGACAAUUCACCAGAGAAAAAGCGGAGUGUGUGGUGAUUGAAAAUCGUGCAAACGGUCCCCAUUUUGUCCAGAGAGAGGUGUCAGAGGAGUCUCCACAAGCGGAAACCCUCAAGAGUUUGCUGCCGUUCUUUCGUGUGCAAAGGUUGAAGAUGGAGGAAGCCAAUGGGGCUGCGGUUGAGGUGGUGGCGAACGGUGUAGCACCCGAAGGUGGGGCUGAAGUGGCCGAAGGUGGACCCCCGAGUAUGGUGGGUAUCGGACCCCCGAGCCCCCUUACCGGGUGCUACCUACUCAUUGUGAUCGGAGAGCCUUAUUCCCAAGAGCAUAAGGACAUCAUUAUACAGAGACUUGUGAAAGGAUUCCUGUCUUGGGACGUGUCAGACUGUCAUGUUGAUUUGGAGGAGGAGCUGAAUACGAUUACCCUUCAUGCGCCUGAGGGUGAAGAAGCUCGUCAUGGUGAACGAUUGAUACAGUACGCUAGUGAGAAUUUAGUUACGGAAAUUCUGAUUCAUCCCCAGUACAAUACAUUGAUUCAAUGUAUGAGAAAUCUCCUGAGCAGCUUCACUCGUCACAGACACAUCAUUCACGCUGGCUACACGUUCGCCGGAAAUGGAUCUUGGAUUUUGCAGGAUGGAACAUUCUCCGUGUCGGACUUUGCUGAAGCCUUCCAGGAGCACGAAGUUCAGCGUGUUAUCCGUGCAUAUCCGGACACCAUCACCAUGGACAUUCACUGCGCUGCUGCGGGACUCUGGACAUCCCUGCCGGAGAAGAAUUAUGCAAAAUUGUGCAAAAUUCGCAUCAAUCCGGUGGAUGUUCUCAAUUCUGGAAGUGAUAAAAUCAACGCAUUUAUUGACUACUUGGCGCCCAUGGUGAGUCCGGCGGGUCUUCAUGAGCUUCUGGAGACAUCAGAUGUCGUCGGUAAUAUCCGCUUCAGUCAUCCAACACUCUAUGUCUUCCCCGGGGGACAGGGCGAUGCGGCACUCUUUGGAAUUAACGGAUUUAACAUGCUGGUCGACGGAGGAUUCAAUCGGAAGGCGUGUUUCUGGGAUUUUGCCCGACAUUUGGAUCGUCUCGAUGCCGUGCUGAUGACGCGCAUCAACAAUUGCAACAUCAACGGCAUCAGUGCUGUGGUUGAGCGCAAACAGCACGGGCAGGUGUACCCGCAAAUUGGGCACUUUUUCUGCAACAUCCCCGAACGCAAGAACGCCCUGAGUCCCGAUGGUGAUAAAGAUCGCGAUCCCCUUCUCAUUGAUCUCAACGAGAAGGGUCAUCAGCUCGUGGCGAAUCUCCGUGGGAUCAACUUGAAGCCACAAAUGUGCUACAGGGAUGUGGAACCAAUCAAUUUGUACCACAAAGUUGGACAUGGGACUCUCGAUAUGUAUGUGAUAAGCCCGUCACGUGAUGCCAAAGAGGUGAAGGAGUUCCUGCACAAAUGGGCAGCUGGUGAUUCGAGUCUCUUCAUGUCACGCGAUGCCAAAGAAUUCAGCUUCCCGAUACAGAAUCUCGUGUCCAUUUGUGCCCUACUCGUGUGGCAGCCGGCAAACCCCGAGGACACCAUUACGCGUAUCCUCUUCCCCGGAAGUACUCCUGACUACAAAAUCAUCGAAGGUCUCGAUAAGAUUAGGAAUUUGGAAUUUAUGAAGCAUCCCGUGUGCAGUGGGAAGUCCAUUGCUCCCAGCUUGGUGCAAUCGGCGUAUGCAAAGAAGGCCCUUCGUGCUGCUCCGCCGCCUAUUGAUAAUGCAAAACUCCUCCAGGAAGCUAUCCUGAAGGUUCCAUCGAAAGUGCCAUCGGAACGAGACAAUCGUGUCCUGGAUAAUAAACUCAAAUCAGCCCAGGCGGACAAUAAGAUCAAGGAAAGCAAGCUCAAUGGGCAAAUGGAGAGCUCCACUGAAGACCUCAAGAUUGACAAGCAAGCCAAGGCAGCUCCCAAAGCUUCCACCGCCAAGACAGUCAAACCCAAACUUGCGGAGAAGAAGAGUGAUGCCGAUGCAAAGUCAGACGAUGAACGAAAAGACACUGAAGUGCCCAAGAGUGUUGAGGAUGAGAAGAAAGCCGAUGAGAUGACUGAGACGGAAUCCAGCAAGGAUACAGACGGUGAAACCAAGUCCAAGCCCAAAGUUGAGGCCAAAGCCAAGGCAAAGGUUGAUGCAAAAGCCCCCAUAAAAUCCCGAAUUGAUUCACGACCACCCAAAUCAAUGGCGAAGAAGGAUGAAAAGAGGGAUUCCUCCACGACAAAAUCCUCCCCAACAUCAACCCCCAAGAAAACUUCUGCCGACGCAAAGAUGGUCAAUGGAACGGCAACAAAGGUGGAGGCAAAAGCUAAAGCAGCUCCACGUCCAAUGCGCUCAAGCCCAGGAAGUACACCAGCAAAGAGCACCAAAGAAGCCAAUAAUCGCAAAGUGCUCGAAUCGAAGCAGAAGACAGCAGCUCCAGCUAAAGCCCCUGCGAAGCCAUCUGAGAAGAAGGAACAACCUGUGAAGGUUGAGCGCAAGCCCAUCUCUCGUCGCCCCAAAGGGGAAUCUCCACCACGAAGAGUUGGCCCCGGGAGCCCCAUAAAAUCCCGCAUUAUGGGCAAAGUGGACAGAGAUUCAAAGCUGCGGAAGGCAAAGAUUGACAAGGGUGGCACCACAGAUUCCAGCCUUGUCUCAACCCCUAGUGCCGAUGAUGCCGGCAGGAAGGUUCCAACGGAAGAAGCGGUCGUGGAUCCGGAAAAGCAGAGAGAAUUGGAUGAGCUGAAGGAAGAACAGGAAGCAGUUCGUGAAAUUGAAGCUGUCUUCAAGCGUGAUCAAGAGAAUGCCCGACAGAAGCAACUCCUAGCUGAGCAUCGUGAUCUUGCCGCAGACAUCUCCAAGCAAGACAGCACAACGGAAGCUGAAGAAGAGGAAGAGUAUCUGAUCAUUGAGAAGGAAGAAGUUGAGCAGUACACUGAAGAUUCAAUUAAUGAACCCGAAAGUAGCAUGACAAAGGAGGAGGAGAUUCAGAAGUACCAACGAGAUUCCGAAGAGUCUGAGAAGAAGCGCAAAGCUAGUCAGGAGAUUGCCGAAGAGAAGGAGGAGGUUGAGGAAGAGGAAAAGGCAGAUGAGGAUAAACCAAAAGUUGUGCAGAUAAUCGAAGGUGCAGCAACGAUUGAAAUUGAUGAUGCUACACAAGAAAAAGAUGCGGAAAUGGUUGAGAAACUCGGUGAGGAAGUUCAGGAAAUUAUUUCAUCAGCAAAGGAAAUUGCCAAGGCGGCAAAGGAGGGGGAACUUGCACCAAAAACCGAAGAAAUGUCCACACCAAGUCCCGAAGAUAAGUUGAGCAGCACAAAGAAGACAACCGAGACAAAGGAUGACGGGGAUAUUGAGGUAGAACAAGCAGGUGGAACGGGGAAAGAUGUGGCUGAGCAGAAUCUCCCGGAAAGUCAGCCAGAUGAGAAGAUUUCAGCAACAAUUGAAAGCGGAGCUACAACUGCACCCACUUUGCCUGAAGAUGAGCGUAUCCCGCUCGAUGAGAUCAAGGAGGAUCUCAUAAUUGAGGAAAAGUACGUGAAGGAGGAAACAAAGGAAACGGAUAUGCCUGAGAGUGCUACAGCAGUGGCCGCAGCACCCACUGUUGCCGCCGCUUCACCACCAAAAAUGUCUGAACCGCUGGUGGAGCGUGUUGUGCCCGGAAGAAUGCAAUUCUCCGCACAACAGACCCCACUGAGGGACAUCAUUAAGACACCCGAUGAGGUGGCUGACUUGCCAGUGCAUGAGGAAGUGGAUUACGUGUCGUACGAUACCGUUUCUGCGCCUGAGAGUAAAGAUGCUGUGAUUGCUGAUGCAAAGAGCAAAGUUGAGACUGAAGUAGAUAGGAAAGAACAAGAUAAGAUUAAGGACAAGGAGGAAUCAAAGACUGUAACCGAAGUGACCGCAAAGCCUCAGGUAGAAGAGACAGCAAAGGAGGACGUUGAGGUGGAGAAGGCUCCAUCACCGCCAGGAGUUAAGGAUCUCGUUGAAGAAGUUAAGGAUCUCACAAAGGAUAUACAGGAAACCCUUACAAAGGCAGCUGAAACCAAAGUUGAGGAAGUCAAAGAGGAAAUUAAGGAAGUUGAAGAUAAAAUUGAUGCUGAAGUUGAUAACGUUGAAGAGAAAAUUGCCGAAGUGAAAGAAGAAGUUGAGGAAGAAGUCAAAAAGACCGAAGAAGCUGUUCAGGAGAAGGUGGAUGAAGCCACAAAGGCAGCUGAGGAUGCAGCAGAGAAAGCUUCAGAGAAACUCGAAGAUGUUGGCAAAGAAAUUGAUGAUAAAUUCAAGGAAACAGCAGCAAAGGUUGAUUCAAAGAUCACAGAACUCACACAAGAUGUCAAGGAAGCUGCUGAAGAGGCCAAGAGUGGAAUUUCAUCAUUCCUCGGUGGAAUUACAGACACAAUAAAGUCUGUUGUGGACAAAGUCGAAGAUUUGGGCAAGAAAACACCAAGCCCAGAUGAGAAGCUCCAAGAAAUUGCAAAGGAAGCCGAAGCUGCAGUUGAGAAAAUACCUCAAAUUCCUUCGUAUGAAAUUAAAGGUUUCACAACGGAACUCCGAGAGACUCACAUAACAACCCUAGAUUCCCCCGUAAAGGAACCCGAGAGGCUCAUUGGUGCUGAUGUGAAAAUUAUGGAACAACUUCCAGAACAUGCUGAUGAGGAUAGAGAAGCUUCACCACCCCGUGGCACGAUGUCCUCCUUCCAAAUUGAAGACAUCAAGUACACAGCAUUCGAACGUGAGGAUUCCAAUCUCAAUGACAUCAAGGAGGAAGAUGAGGAGGAAAGGGAUUCACCUCCAAGGAAAACACCCGAAAUUAAAGACGCAGCAAUUCCCACAAUUGUUGCAGAUAAAGAACCAGAAGCUCCCAAAUCAUCCCCCGAAGAGAAGGAAGCCAAAGAGAUCGCAGAGCACACAGAUACUGCAAAAUCUCCCGAACUUAAGGAGCCCAAGAGAUCAAUUUCACCACGAACUCCCGAAGAAGUUGCCAAGAUUGUGGCAAAUGUUGCUGAAGUACUCAAAUCUGACAAAGAUCUCGAAGAAAUCAUCCCUGAUUUUGAUCCAGAAGAACUCGAGAGGAAGCUUUCACGUGAAAGUGCCCGCAGUGACACUGAAGCAACAACAGUUCAGAGAAUGUUGGUUACAGCCAGCAGUGAAGAUGGUGGCGAGGAAACUGAAAUAUGCCCACAGGGUACCAUUAUCUUCACACCCGAAGUUGUCUCUGGGAAAGCAUCUCCAGAUGUUGCAAAAGACAUCAAGGACGACGUAAAAGCAGCGGAAGUAAAAACAGAAGCUCCUGUUGAGGAAAAGCACGACUUGAGCUUGGAUAUGGAUUCCCAAAAAUCAUCUUCAACAAGCAUUAAAUCCAUUCCGAGUGAAUCAAAGCCUGAAUCUGGAAAAUCAACGCCAGAAAUUAAGACAUCUCCAAUUUCCAUUGAAGAAAAGGACAAGCACGAGCUUUCGGAGAAAGUUCAGCAAAAGGCAGAGGGUGAGAUUGAAGGGAAGGACGCCAAAGCACCCGCAUCACCUGCAAAAGAUGCUGCAGAAGAAGCUAAAUUAGCUGAAGCAGGUGAAUCUCGCCGUGAAUCAGCCCUGAGUAUUCAGAGUGAGAAGGAUUUGACAAAGGAUGAAACAUCAUUGAGUGCAAAGGAUUCAUCGAGACCACAAUCAGCUGCUAGUCACACAAGCGUCAAAUCCGUGGAGGAAAUUGAAAAGGAUCACGAGCAACCACAAGAGAAGGUUGAAGAAGUUAAAAUUGAAGCACAAGGAGAGAAAUCACCUCCAAAAGAUGAAAAGGAUAUUUCUCGUCCUGAAUCUGUUGCUUCGAAGGAUUUAGCACCUUCUAAAGAACCUUCUCGUCCUGAAUCUGCCGCUGAUCCUGCAAAAGAAUCUUCACGGCCAGCUUCAGUUGUCAGUGAGAAAGAUGAGAAAGAAGCAGCACAAACAGCCUCAAAGGAACCUUCUCGUCCUGAAUCUGCAACAGAGCUGCCAAAAGAAUCUUCACGACCAGCUUCAGUUGUCAGUGAGAAAGAUGAGAAAGAAGCAGCACAAACAGCCUCAAAGGAACCUUCUCGUCCUGAAUCUGUCACAGAGCUGCCGAAAGAAUCUUCACGGCCAGCUUCAGUUGUCAGUGAGAAAGAUGACAAAGAAGCAGCAGCUUCCAAGGAACCUUCUCGUCCUGAAUCAGUUGCUAGUGAAAAGAAAGAAGAAACUAAAGCACCAACUCCUUCACCAACACCACCAAAAGAAGCAUCACGACCUGAAUCUGUUGCAAAGGAAGAAGCAGACACCAAAGUUUCCGCUUCUAAAGAGCCAUCAAGACCAGAAUCAGUAGCAAGUGACAAUGGUAAAUCCCUUCCAGAUGAAUCAAAAUCUCCACCUAAGGAAGCUUCAAGGCCCGAAUCUGUAGCUAGUCAUGUUAGUGAUAAGAUUUCUGAUGAAAAAGUCGACAAAGAAGACUCCAAACCAGCAUCCAAAGAAGCCUCAAGACCAGAAUCAGCUGCUGGAGACAAAGAAGAAGUCAAAGUUGAAACAGACCUAAAAGUAUCAGCCUCAAAGGAGCCAUCGAGACCAGAGUCGGCAGCUAGUCAUAAAUCUGAUAAACAGGAAGAAGCCAAAGAAUCAUCACGUCCUGAAUCAGCUGCUAAGGAAUCUCCAAAACCAAAAUCACCUGAAAAAGAUGCUGAUAAACUUGAUGCUUCUCGUGCAAUCUCUCGUCCUGAAUCAGUUGCUAGUCAUGUGAGUGAAAAAGAUGCCAUUGCGAAGACUGAAGAGGAACUUAAAGUAUCUUCCAAGGAGGCUUCUCGGCCAGAAUCAGUUGCAAGUGAGAAAGGAACAAGCCCAAAAAUUGAUGAUGCAUCUAAAAUUUCAUCCAAGGAAGCUUCAAGACCCGAAUCAGCUGCAAGUGCAAAAGAGGAAGCACUUAAAAUUGAUGGGGAAUUAAAAGAGCCUUCCAAAGAACCAUCAAGAGAAACUUCAAGGCCAGAAUCUGCCACUAGUGCAAAAGAAGAAGCACUUAAAACUGAGGAAGAAUUAAAAGAGCCUUCCAAAGAACCAUCAAGAGAAGCUUCAAGGCCAGAAUCUGCCACCAGUGCAAAAGAGGAAGCACUCAAAACUGAAGGAGAAUUAAAAGAACCUUCAAAAGGUUCAUCCAAAGAACCAUCUAGACCAGAAUCUGCUGCAAGUGCUAAAGGAGAAACUCCUAAAAUUGAUGGGGAAUUAAAAGAACCAUCAAAGGAAGCCUCCAAGAAGCCAUCUCGACCAGAAUCUGCUGCUAGUGCCAAGGAAGAAGCUUUACAGGAAAAGAAAAUUUCCAAAGAAUCAACUCCAGAACCUGCUGCGAAAGAUGAAGCCCCUAAAACCGAUGAUGAAGUCAAAGAACAAAGCAAGGGGCCAUCUAAAGAAAGCUCAAGACCUGAAUCCGCAGCAAGUGCUAAAGAAGAAGCUCCUAAAGUCGAUGAUAAAGCACCUUCAAAAGGAUCACCUACAGAUGCUUCUCGGCCGGAGUCUGUUGCAAGUGGGAAAGAUGUUCAAAUCGAUGGUGAUGUUAAGGAGACUUCCAAGGAGGCUUCUAGGCCAGAAUCCGCGGCCAGUGUAAAAGACGACAAAGAAAUCAUCACAAAGGCAGAUUCACCUGCUGCACCAGGUGAAAGCAAAGCACCUUCAAAGGAACCAUCAAGACCAGAAUCAGCUGCUAGUGCUGGUGCAAAAUCGGAAAGUCCUAAAGCUGAAGAAGAUCAAAAAGUUCCAUCAAAAGAACCUUCAAGACCUGCAUCUGUUGUGAGUGAUAAAGAUGAUACAAAAGUUCCAUCAAAGGAACAAUCAAGACCUAAUUCUUCUGCGGAGAAGGAAGAAAUUGCAAAGGCAAAGGGAGAAGCCAAAGUCCCAUCAAAAGAGGCGUCUAGACCAGAAUCUGCUGCUAGUGCUAAAGAUGUUCCUGACAAAGUCGAUGAAGACGUAAAGAGUCCCCCUAAGGAAGGAGCUUCAAGGCCAGAAUCCGUUGCUAGUCAUGUGAGUGAUAAAGGUGAGGAAUUAAAGGUAAAAGAACCAUCACGACCUGCAUCAGCUGCCAGUGACAAAGACAAGGAAGCACCAAAAGAUACAUCCAGACCAGCUUCAGUUGCCAGUCAUAUUAGUGAGAAAGACGCUAAAGAUGAUGCCAAAGAAGACAAGAAAGAUGCAUCACGCCCUGAAUCAAGAAUGAGUGAGAAACAUGCACAAGAUGCGGAGCAGAAAGCACCUUCCGGAAAGGUUUCCCCUGAAAAAGACAAACUCGAAGAAACAAAAUCACCACCUAAAGAAUUAUCUCGUCCAGAAUCUCAGGGAAGUGUGAAAGAAGCUGAAACCGGCCAUGAAUCUAAAGAAAAAACUCCAGAACCAAAGCCACCAUCAAAGGAAUCAUCUCGUCCAGAAUCAGCCAUUGGCAAAGAGGAAGAUGGCAAGAAGUCCGUAGAAGACUCCAAGGCUGCAUCAAAGGAAACAUCCAGACCUGAAUCAGCUGCAAGUGAGAAGGGAGAAGUUAAAUCAUCAGAAAUCACCAAAAGUCCAGAAGAAAAACUUUUGGAUCCAUCAAAAACACCUGAACCACAGAAAUCAUCAGAACUAUCCAAAGCACAAGAGAAAUCACCACGUCCAGAAUCCGCCGCUAGUGGUAAAGAUGAUGAAGAACUGAAGCCAUCCUCAAAGGAGACAUCUCCACGUCCACAGUCAGUUGCUUCCGUGAAAGAUGAAAAGCCACAGGAAAAAUCUCAGGAAAUCAGAGACUCAUCGCGUCCAGUAUCCGCUGCAAGUCACGCAAGUGAUACAAAAGAUCAAGGUGUCAAAGCAGAAUUCAAGGAAACAUCGCGUCCAGCAUCAUCUGCUAGUCAUGUUGAUGAGAUGGGAAAGAAAACUCCAAGUCCAGAAGUACAGAAAGAGAGUUCACGUCCGGAAUCUCAGCAGAGCCACGUGAGUGAGGUAGAUUCCACAAAAAUAUCUCCGGAAGUUACCAAAGUCCUUCCACCACCAACACCUGCCCCGAAGAAAAUGGAAACAUCACGACCGGGAUCAUCUCUCAGUGAUGCGGAUGAAAAGUAUCCGAGGGAGAUGUCGGUUUCACCACGUCCUGACUCCGUGGCAAGUCAAGCUAGUGAUAAAUCCCCGAGUCAUCAGAUACGCUCACGAUCAUCAUCCGUUGCCAGUGAUCGUGAUGAAGAUGAGAAGGCUCUCCUGAAGGAAAUUCGCUCAAAAUCUGUCUCCUCCAUCAUGGUAACAAGUAUGUACGGACCUGGAUGCGAUUCCCGACCACUCUCGGCCCUGGAUGAGGUGGUUGAGUACACCAAAGAUGAUGCUGAAGCUCUGUCAAAAGUAAUCAAUGAACAACGCCCACAGAGUGGUUGUGAUUCCUUCACAGAAAAAGAAAUUCCAGAUCAGAAAUUCUCAGAUCCCCUGGACAUGGAGAGGAAGAUGUCAAUUUCACCGGAAAAUGAAGUUUGUGCCGGGAAAUUAUCUCCAGAACUCAGUACAAGUGGAAAAUCAUCCCCACUAUCGUCAUCCGAUAAGAAAUCCGAAGAGAAAUCCGUUGUUGAUAAGCUUGCGGAGAGUUUCAAAGCUGAAAUUCAGGGAAUUUCCUCUCAAGUGGAAAAAGUAGCUGAAAUAGUUACGGAGAAAAUUGUUGAGACAGUUGAUGAUGUCACGGAGAAGGUGGAGAAAAUAUCUGAGAAGGUGGAAAGUAAAGUUUCCGAAAAGAUUGAAACAACAAAGGUUGAAAUUACUGCUACAAGUUCAACAAAGGACUUCCCGGAAGAUCUCAAGCUGAAAGAUGCAAAAACAACUGGGGAUGAAAAGAAAGAUUCAACGGAGACAAAGACACCUCCAACUGCACCUGUUAGCCCAGGUGUUAAGGCUACCCCAUCAACGGAAGCUUCAGCAAUGUCCACACCAAAGGAUGUUUCGGGGAAAUCCAGCCCUGGUGCAUCAGGUGUAACGAGUUCUGAAAGUGUUUCCAAGUCCAUUGCAACAUCCUAUGGUCUGGGUUCUGCUGGUGAGGCAUCAGAAGAUUCCCCACAACCAACAACGCCAUUCCCAAAAAUCAGUCCCAGCACGGAGGAAAUUGUAACCACAACAGUUACAACAACCAGCACAGUUGUGUCCGAAUCUAAGGUGACAGAAGAGAAGGAGAGCCACAGCAGUGGAUCAACAACAAUCACAAAGACAGAAGUAGUUACAACUGAGAAGCCCGGAGACGCCAAAGUUGAGAGUCAGAAGAAAGUCGAAGAGUUGCCUUCAGCAAUUCAUGGUGAGGAUAAACUUGUGAGUGAUGAAGAAGUUGGUAGUUCCCCACUGAGUGCAGCCAGUAAAUUCACCUAUGACUACGACCUUCAGAGAUCAAGCUCUGGUGUGAGCAAACGUUCGGAAUUCGACUUGGACGAGAGCCAAGACGACAUUCCACCUCAGUACGGAAGUGAGGAAGUUAAAUCCGCCAUUCCCAUUUCAGCCACAUAUCGGCCAGAUCCCAUGAGUGCCUCCAUCUAUGGAGCACUCCCAGAUGAACCUGCAGAAACCAUAAUUACAACCACCAAGAUAAGCCUUGAAUCUCUGGAGAGUAAGAAGAGUAUCGAUCACAAAUUCCUCGAUGAGGCUGAUUUGGACUUUGAGAAGGCAUUGGAAGAUACCCGCCAGGCUCGUGGGCCUGAAGUUGUGUCCAGCAUUACGUCAAAGUAUGAGUUCUCACCGUCAAAGCAGCAAUCAACAAUUGUUCAAGAGGAAACCACCUUCCACCUUGAAGACGUUCAGAAGACAACAAAACACACAGAAACAACCCAUUCAGCCACAACAUCUCAAACAACGACAACAACCACAACAACUGCUGCAGCGCAAAAGGAGAAGGAUGACCUGCUGGCAUCGUGGGGCAAGCCCCUGGGACUCCCAUCACCUGCACCAAUGGCGGCAGAGAAUGAGAUUAAGACUACACCAAAGAAGGAGAGGAAGCUCAUCAUAAGCAAGACAAAGAUGAACAACGAAAAGAAUCUGCGAAAGCGCUCAGAAUCACCGAUUAAGGCGAAGAAGAACACAAGUCCCAUUUACAUUGAUCUCACUUAUGUGCCGCACCAUGGGAAUUCCUACUACUCCCACGUGGAAUUCUUUAAGCGUGUCCGGGCGCGCUACUACGUCUUCUCCGGCACAGAACCCAGCCGUGAUGUCUACAAUGCUCUCCUCGAGGCGAAGCAAACGUGGGAGAAUAAAGACUUGGAAGUCACCAUCAUUCCCACGUACGAUACAGAUGUUCUCGGAUAUUGGGUGUCUGAGAAUGAGGAUCUCCUUGCAAAGUACCAUAUCGACCUGUCGCCAUCAGCAUCGCGCUGCACAAUCAAUCUGCAAGAUCACGAGACCUCGUGUUCGGCCUAUCGCCUGGAAUUCUAGGCUACGGGGAUGUUUGUAGCCUUUUCCCCACGGAUUGAUUCAAAAAACUCCGAAACGUGAAGCGCGUCAGCCAUGAAAGGAAGGCAGCAGAAAAUUAAUUUUUAAAAUUUUCUUUUUGCAAUUUUUCAUUAAAAAAAAUUGGCAAACAUGCAGUGUUAAGAAUAACAGAUAAAAGACAGUUAGAAGGAAAUUUAUAUAUAAUACAUAAUUGGAUAUUAACCGUUAAGAAUUUAUUUUCAAAGAAAGAGAAAAAAAUCUUCUGAAGAAAUUUUCCAAAGGAGAAAAGUCAGACACUAUAAAUUAAAUGUGCCUCAAAUAAAUUAAUUUAAAAAAAAAGUUUUCUUUGUUAUUCAAUAAAAAAAAUAUAUUCUCAAUGGAAUGAUUAAAAAAAGUGAAAGAUAUCAAAAGAAAAUUUUAUUGGUCUUUUUCGUAAUGAUGAAAAAUCAAAAGAAAAACUUUGUUGAAAAUAUUUUUUUCAUUCUCACAGAGAAAAGUUUUUAAACAGAGGAAGAAAUAAAGAAUUAUAUCCAUGUUGAAAAUGCUACAAAAACAAAAUAAAAGAGAAAAGAUGGAAGAUCAUCGAGAGAGAGAGAGACAUCAAUUAGCUUGCUAAACAAAUCAGAAAGAGCUUAUUUAAAAAAAAAGACAUUUUAAAUGAAAAUGAAAAAUAAUUAAUCUUUAAUAUUUUAUGCCAAAGAGAGAAAGGAUUCUUUUAAAAUUAAAAAAAAUCCACACAUUCACUGCAAUUUUUAAACAAUUAUAUAUAAUCUGUGAGUUCUCAAGUUAAAAUAACGAGACACAUCGUUGUAAGAGGGAUGUGUGGGUGUCUUAAGGGUGUGUUAAAUAAUCCCCCAAAAAAAGAAAGAAAAUUGUUAAAAAAAAAAAAAAGUAAAAGUAAAACAACCAAAGAAAAAAAACUUAAAGCUGAAGACAACACUCACACCACUAAUUAUUAUCAAAUUUGAUGUUAUAGAACUUAGAUGAAAUAUUCAAAACUUUUCAGAGAGCUAAAGAAAAAAACAAACAAGUUAUAUUAAUUAAUAAAAAAACUAAAGAAAUUUCAUAGAAAGAGAAAAAAGCGAAAGGUAUUCAAAGAAAGAAAAAAAAACUGAGAAUGAGUCAAAGAAAAUCGAAACAGCAAGUCAGUACCUAUUAUAUAGUUAUUAAAGAAAAAAAAGAAAAUAAACUAUAUAAAAAAACAAUUUAAUAGAAAUUUAAUAUUAAACAAAAAAAUCUUUCCUCCAUUUCAAUAGAAUGAGAUUGAUACGUAGCGAGAAAAAAAGACAAUUCUAAUUAAAAAAAAAUAAUAAAACAUUUUUUGCCAAAGACAACCCAAAUAGGAUGUUCUUUACAGAAAGAAAAAUAAAUAAAUAAAAAAUAAAAUUAAGCACCAAAGUUGCAACACCCAAAAUCACUCAUAAAAUUCACACAAAACACAAUUUGAGAAAAGAAUUAAAAAUAGAAAAGAAAUUGAGAAAGAAAAAAAAUCUAUUGAUGUUAUUAGAGAAAAAUUUUAAAAAUUUAAUAAAAAAUUGGAAAAAUUAUAUAUUUGAACAAAAAAUGAAUUUAAAAUUCAAAAAUUUAGUAAAACAAAAAUCUUUCUCAAUGAAAAAUACCAAAAAUUCUAGCAAGAAAUUCUCAUCAAUUUAAAAAAAAACAUCAUUCAAAGAAAAAUCAUCAAUUUCAUCAAACUAUUAGAAAAAAAAUCAUUGCGACCAAAGAAAAAAUUAUUGUUGUUGUUCAUCAGAAAUGUAUCAAGAAAAUAUAUUAAACAAAGAAAAAACUAUAUAGUGAUGAAAAGAUAUUAAAGUUUCUUAUAAUCGUCUACACAUUUAUCACUGAAUUUCAUGAAGAAUGGACGAAAGUGGAGGCAAUUUAUUGAGCAUGUCACAUUUUCUUUUAAUUUUUGAAACUUAAAAAUUAAAAAAAAAAAAACUUCCAACCUCUGCUAAAAAUUUUUGCAUUUUAUUGGCAACCUCUACUUCACUUUAAUACAAAGAAAACUCUUACAAAGAAAAGUCCUAAAUUGUAUACCAAAGAAGUAAUCACCGUAGACGAUUUUUCAAUAAAAAAAAUAUCUCUGAACCUCUAGCGAUAGAGUUUAAUAGGAAAAACUAAAUAAAAAAACAAACAAUUGUGAAGUGAAACACAAUUCAAAGCGUGCAAUGUGAUACAUUAAAAAAAGAAAAAAAAAUUGAAAAAUGAACCUGAAUUGAAGAGAAAAUAAAUUUUUAAAAAAGAAAAAUAAAUACUCUAGAAAGCAUUAACAAAUUUUAACAUUAUUACUUUUUUUUAUUUUUAAAAAAUAAUUGAUCUUUUGAUAAAUAUUUGAUGAGGUAGAAUAUUUAUUUUUCAAAAAUAACUUUAAAUAAACUUUCCAAACAAACAUCAAGUGAAAGCUUUCCAAAAUUAGCAAAUAUCUGACAAUUUUUUAGACCACAGAGCUUUCGCUUUAGAAGCCAAAAAAAAACGCAAGAAAAGCUUUUGAUUUUCAAAAUCACGAUAGAUAUGCUUUUUUAAAAGGAAAAAAUAACGACGAAUGAGAAGAAUGUGUUAGGAAUAUUGAGUGAGAAAAAAAUUAAUAAAUCGAUAGAAGCACGAUUUUAUAGUCUUUUUCUAACAAAAAAAAACCAACAAAUAUACCUUAUAAAUAGAUCAAGGAAGCAAAUAUUAAAUAACAAAAAAAUUCAGAAUGAAAAAUAUAUCAAUUUGUCUAUUAAUUGCAAUUUUUAUGCGACAAAAAUACAUUUUAGCAAAGAGAAAGAAAAUGCAUUAAAUAACCAUGGAAUAGUCUGAUAGACGUUAUUAUAUUAUAAAUUAACCUUGUAUUCCUUAAAUGCUCCUAAAAAGAAUAGGAAUUACCUUUAUUUCAAUAGAUGAAUUUUCAUAUUUUUCCUUAAUGAAAUUGUCAAAGAAAAGACGUUUAGUUAAAGAAUGUUUUCGGCUUGAAACAGUGACUGGAUUCUGAUAUGAAACGUAAAUGUGUUAGGCUAGGAAUUUUUUUAAUUGAAUUGUUAAAUUGACGAAAAUGAAGCUAAAGAAGAGAUUCUGGCUGAGAAAGGUUCUCUGAGACCAUCUGGAGAAUAAAUACACUACCCUCAAAAAGUUUCCGAAAAAACAAGAAUGGAAUAUUUUUCAAGGUAAAUUUCAAAUGGCUAUAUCUCCGGUUAUGGUCAACCGAUUUUCAAAAUUUUGCCAGUUUUGGAAAUGUGAAAAAUGUACUUUUCCAAAUCUGGUAAAUUUUUGAAAAUCGGUUAACUAAAGCCGGAGAUAUAGACACUUGAAAUUUACCUUCAGAAAUACCCCAUUUUUGCUUGCCCGGAAACUUUUUGCGGGUAGUGUAUAUUGUUAUAAAAAAUAAGUCUGAACAAUUAAGUUUCCUACGGACGUGAAAGGGUUAAAAUUUGCUAUUUCUUUUGAUAAAUUCUCCUCACUCACUCACAGUUCACAAAAGAAUAGUUAAAUUCUUAUCAUGAAUUUCAAAGGUUCUCAAGAAAAAUUUUCUAUCUCAAUUUCUUAACCUUAAAUUUAUUCUAUAACAAAUUUUUCUUAAAAAUCAAUAAAAACUAAAAGGUAAUUUCUAUUUUUUUGAGCAUUUAAAACCUAUAGAGAGCGAUACUGGAAUGUGAGACAUAUUAUUAAAAAAAAUGGAAGUGACAAAUAAUUAAUUUUAUUACAGAUGAAAUAAUAAUGAAAAAAAAACUCUAGUGAGAGAAACUAAUAAAAAAAAUAUGAAAAGAAAUAUAAAAAUAAAUUAUAUAGGAAGUGUGUGCAGCAGCAUUGCAGGAAGUUGAUUUUUUUUAAAGAAAAUAGAAUUUAGUUGAUUUUUUAGUUUUUCCUUCCAGAUUUAUUAAUAUUUUUCAUUCUUUUUUACAAUAAAUCCUUUCAUAGAAUUUUCCUAAUUUUUUUUAUUAGAAAUGAAAAAAAUGGUGGUUUGUGAAUGAUAUAAAAUAUCGAUUAUAGCGCACUAAGGCCUAGUGAGUGGAAUAAGAAUAAAAAAUAUUGAUGGCAAAUUUAAUUAUAACUCUUUGUGCAAUUUGUGAGAUUUUUCUUUUAAUUUUCUGGUGGAAAACUCUUAAAAAUUUCCACGUGGUGGAAGUUACUCGUUUUUGCUUUUUUGACAAGAAAUCAAUUUAUUUAAUAAAUACUUUUAAGUAUCUUUGUGAAUAAUAUUCUGUGUGCUUUGUGUUGAAGAUGGAAGGGGAAAGCAUUUGAACUUUGGAAUUUUCUCAAACUGUCAAAGAAUCUUCAAACGGAGGCCAUUUAUCAUUGAGAAAAGGUAGAAAAUCCGGUGUAAAAGAAAAAUUACCAUCUUGUGAUGAAUUUCUGAACGUUCUAAAGCUUCAUGGGGGCAGUUUGAGAAAGUUCUGAGGAGAAAAAUCAUUUAUUUGGUGGGAAAAGUGGUGAAAGGAUAAGGAAAAUUUGCGAGGGUGUGGAAGGGUGGGGCUUGAGGGGAUCUCUGAUAAUCACGCACAAAAGACGCACAAUUCAAAUGCUUAACUCUUCCCUCUUCAUCGCAGGCAAAUUCUUUGAUUUUUCUUAAGAUUUUUCUCUAUGAAUUAAUCAAAUAUAGAAUUUAUAUUAAACUAUAAAACUUUCCUUGCAACAUUUUUUCUCCAAUUUUCUUCUCAAUUCUUUCAAUGGUUUUGAUUAAAAAUUAAUUUGUUUGAAUAUUUAAUUCGGGAAAGGCGACGAAUGAAAAUUAGUAGAGUAAGUUUGGUGCUAAAUGAGAAAUGCCUUUGAUAUGGAAUUUAUUUUUAAAAAAAUAAUAGAAAACCACAAUUUUAGACAAGGAAGAAAUAAAACAGGAAAAGUGUUUUCAAAAUCCCUUCCUAUGUGACCCAUUAGCUGGCACAAGUAUGUUAUUGUGGUUGAAUAAAAUGAAGAAAGUAACCUAAAGCUAAAAAAUCUUUUAAGUUUGAUUAAAUAAAUCAAAAAGAUUUUUUUUACCUUUAGGUUCUUUUGAAUUUUAUCAACCAUUUUAUUUCAAAUUUUUACAAUUCAAAUCAAGGGGCUUACAACUGUUAAAAGCAUAAUACUAAUUCCCGCUGAUUUUGCAAAAAAAAAUAUGAAUAUAAUGUAUUGAGAAAUUAUUAUAAAAAAAUAUCUUCACACACUUUUCUUUAAUAAAUGAGCAUCCAAAAAAAAUUAAAACAAAUAUUAAAGACACAAAGCACAAAAAUUUAAAAGUUGUACGCCCCUUGAGAGAAUUAUUUUCUUCGUAAUUAUCUUUAGAAUUUUCAUCUUUCUAGUAUCACCAAAAUUCUUCUUAGGAACUCCCUUUAGCAUUUAAUAUGAUUAAAGUGAUGCAGAGAUGGCAAAAAGAUGGAUUAAAAGGUAGCAAAAGCAUUAAAAAACGCAAAAUGUUCUUAUUUCAAUUUUUUUGUUGCUUUUAGCUCCGUCUGUCCAGCAGAAUAAAAUAAGAAUUUUAGACAAAAAAAAGCUUUUAAAGCGCCAAACAUUUAAAAUCCAUUUAGUUUUUUUCUUCCAAAAUAAAAGACGUGGGAGGAAGUUAAGGGUGAAUAAAAAAACGGAACAUUUUAUCAUUCAACUCAUUAAGUAGCAAGAAAAAAGGAAGAGAAAAGAAGCGCAUAAACACAUUAAAAACUAUAAAUCGGGAAGAAGAGAGCAAAGAAGAAAAAGGAAGUUGAAGAGAACAAAGUAUUUUGCUGGAAUCACAUCGCAUCGCAUUAAAAUCACACAAAGCAAAAAAUUAAGCUUUUUCUCUUGAAAAACAAAUAAAAAAUUAACAAAAAAAAACAAAGAAAAAAUCAACAACAUGAAUAUUUGCUUCUCUAGUCAUUUAAUGUGAAAAAAAAAACCAAGAGAUGAAACAAAAAUCUGGUCCCUUUUGUGCUUAAAUAUUAAUUCAUAUUAAAA